Malassezia vespertilionis is the source of this 1152-nucleotide messenger RNA. RefSeq lists its product as uncharacterized. The record is from RefSeq and is a predicted model, not a curated record. The transcript has 3 exons. The coding region runs from base 1 to 1152 and encodes 383 amino acids. Lineage: Eukaryota; Fungi; Basidiomycota; Malasseziomycetes; Malasseziales; Malasseziaceae.
AUGGUCCCUGUUCCGCAUAUCCUGCGCGGGAUAAGCAACGUGCGCAUUACACGAAUUUUCGCGUCGGCCUCGAGUGAGCAUGUCUUGUUCCUUUCAGAGGACGGCGAGGUGUACGUGUAUGGAAAGAACACGGCGGGUCAGUGUGGCAUUGACACAAAAACAGAUCGCUUUUUGUCAGAGCCGCGCAAAUUAGACAGGAUACGCGACUUUGUGCCGCCGCUUGCGGAAGGCGAGACCAUUACCAUCGGUGCGGCUGGCGGAGAUCACUCGCUGCUUGUCACGACAAACGGUACGCUGAUUGUGUCGGUCAGUGCGGGGAUUUCGUUCAGCGUGCUGGCGACGGCAAAAGGGCAAGUCGCGUGCGGACAGGCGCACAGUGUGGCGCUUGAUAAAGAGGGCUACGUGUAUACAUGGGGCGAAGGCAGCUUCGGACGGCUUGGCUGUGGGACGCAGCGAAACCAGCCAAUUCCGGUCAAGGUUCAGCAGUUUGCCCAGCUGCCGAAACAGGACAGGGUACGUACCGUGUAUGCUGGAAGUGCAUCGACUGUCUGUAUCGAUCAGCACGGUGCAUUUUGGGCCGCGGGCAGAGUGCGGCGCAUGGGCGAUGGAGGCCCGGGCCAGGCGUUUUCCAUCUUCAAGCCGCUGGCACCGCUGGAAGAUGUGCAGUGCAUCGAGGCAUCUGUUGGGCAAGACGUAUUUCAGUGCCUUGCCGCAGAGCGUGAAAAGGACAACGCACAACACCUGUAUAGCUGGGGCGAAGGCGUUUCUCACGGCGAGCUUGGACUCGUCAAGCGCCCACCCCCCAUGCCAUGCGUGAGCAAAGCCAUGGACGGAAUUUCCAUUCGCCAUGUCCAGUCUGGCCGCUUCCUCAGCUUGUUCCUGGUGGAGCCCAACCAGCGGUAUGCAGACCUGCCGAGGAUUCCCCAGCAUGUAGUGUCUUCGGAUGUGUGCCUUGUGUGCCACCAAGGCGGUGCAGAAGAUGCCUCGACGCUGCUCGAGUGCGAUCGAUGCGAGAAUCCAUUCCAUCUUUCGUGCCUGCAGCCGCCCCUGGAAAGCAUUCCCGAAGGUGAGUGGUUCUGCGAAACAUGCGGAGGUAUGAAGCAAGGAGCGUUUAACGAUGGUGUACGUAAAAAGCGACGCCGCGCCUUCUAG